Stegodyphus dumicola is the source of this 1368-nucleotide messenger RNA. RefSeq lists its product as uncharacterized. The record is from RefSeq and is a predicted model, not a curated record. Lineage: Eukaryota; Metazoa; Arthropoda; Arachnida; Araneae; Eresidae.
AUGGAUACACAGAAGUAUCUAGGAGUGGUCUGGGACUCUGGCUUAACAUGGGUGCCACAUUUGCAGCAACAGAGAGCAAAAACCUCCGCUAUAGCCAGAAUGACACGGAAAUUUCAAGGAAGGAAUUGGGGACUAAAUCCCCACAUUCAAAAAGUGCUUUAUAGCACGGUGGUGGAAAAGAUUGCGCUGUACGCAGCUGCAAUCUGGGCUCAACCGAUGACAACGAGGAAAAUCAAGCAGUUAACAUCACUCCAACGCCCUUUUGUCAUAAGCAUCUGCAGGGCAUACUGCACAACAGCCACGAGCUCCGCCCUUACUCUAGCAGGUAUAGUCCCUCUACACAUCCAGGCCGAGCUAGAGGCGACAUAUACGAGAGUCCUUCACUUGAGGAAAGACGCCUCCUUCGCAGGUACUCUCUACAGUCCAGCACUUUAUGAGCACCCCAAGACACCGCUGCACACACAUCCAGCGCAUAAAGGACUAGGGGUCCACACCCACAUCAUGCAACAGCCCAACAAGGAAAUACAGCACAUCAGCAACCAUACACUUUACACUGAUGGUUCUAAACAUGCUGAAGGCGUUGGCAGUGCUUUCCUGCACUGUUGGCAAAGCCAAGAAUUACAUCAUUGGAAAGGCCACCUAGGUGACAGCAAUAGCGUCUUUCAGGCAGAAGUGAUAGCAAUUACAGCUGCUGUUGAAUAUCUAAUAAGCCGAAAAAUCUCAAAAGCUUAUCUCUAUACGGAUAGUAUGUCUGCCUUGCUGGCCCUAAGCAAACACAACCAUGUUUCCCCGUUGAUCAUCCGCCUUCAAAAACUCUUAAAAGAUAACCCACAGGUACACGUGGACAUGACAUGGGUGAAAGCUCACGAAGGCAAUGCAGGUAAUGAGGCAGCGGACGUGCUCGCCAAAGAGGCAGCCUCAAACAUCAACGCACGUCCCAUCGCUGUUCCGGCGCCACCUUCCCAUCUUAAAAGACUGCUGAAAGGCGCAGCAGUCCAGUGGUGGCAAAGAGUAUGGGAACAUGGAAACACAGGAAGAAGAGUGUAUGGUUUUCUACCGAUGGUGACAACGGAGAGACUCAUAGCAAACGCUCCACUUACUAACUUUGUAACUGGGCACGGUCCCUUCCCGGACUACUUCAACAGACGCACUAUUUCUAAUACGGAUCGCUGUGUAUGCGGGGAAGAGGGGACACCCGAUCACUAUAUCUUCCGGUGCCCACUCACAGAACAGCACCAUUUCCCGGAACCCACGAACAUACCUGCCUUCCACAAGUUUAUCCUUAAAAAUAAAGCGGCAAUCAACACAGUGUGCAAAAUCGUUAACACCAUUAAGGCCUACGGCCAAGACCUUUGCCUCCCAUUAUAA